AAGACCGGUGAUCGCCAUCGAGUGCACCGUCUUCUCUCCCUCACCACCCAGCACAGCAGCCUUCCAGCCUUCUCAGCGUUUCCAGAGCAAGCCAGCGCCUCUCUCCUGAGUCUUAACCGUCCUUUUCGGUCUCCAACAGCCAAAAUGCGUUCCGUCGCUUUCCUCCUCCCCGCGCUCGUCGCCGCCAGCCCCGUCGCUCAGGUCGUUGGCAACGAUGGCUGGUCCGAUGCUCCGGACCCGAAGGAGAUCCAAAUUGUCUCUGCCACCUUCUCCGGCAACGGCUGCCCCCAGGGCAGUGUGUCCACCAACAUCUCGCCCGACAAGACGGUCAUCACCUUCGGCUUCGACAAGUUCCAGACCUACAUCGGACCCGGCUUCAGCCCGAGCGAGAGGACCAAGAACUGCCAGCUCCACCUCCAGCUCAAGUACCCCGGCGGCUUCCAAUUCUCGGUCCUCGAGUCGACCUACCACGGCUACGCGCAGCUCGAGGCGGGCGUGACGGGCAACUUCUACAGCACCUACUACUUCAGCCAGGACGCCAAGGCCACGACGACGACGCAGACGUCCAUCACGGGUGGCGGCAUCUGGGCCGAGGGCCAGGUGUACACCAAGGCCGACAAGGUGCCCACGGCGUCCUACAUCUACUCGCCGUGCGGCGCCAGCGGCAUCCUCAACAUCAACAACCGCAUCGCCCUCACCAGCACCAACAGCUCCGCCUUUGGCCUCAUCACCGACGACGAUGCCACUGUCGCCUUCACCCAGCAGCUCAACAUUGCCUGGCGCUCGUGCAAGAACUAGGCGGCGAGUCCUGCUGCUUCGUCUCGGCUGACUAACCGGGGUGCGGCUGCGCUGGGUUUCGAGGUAGUCUUUGGAAGGAGGAGGGGGAGGUGACAAACAGUUGCGGCUUGUCGUCUCCUCCUUGUUCUGGCAAGACUGACUGCAUUGGAUCCGGGGAAUUUGGGCUGGCUGGUUCGUUGGUUUCAGUCUUCCGCCCGGAGGUAACUGAUACUGCAACCGAAAAAUGGAUUGUGGUCUGGGGUGCGGAUGCCGGGAGCUCAACGGAGGGGCGGGACGGUUGAACGCCUGCAAGUUGGGGUUGCUCGGUGCUCGCGACGGAUCCCAUCCAAUUUUCUUUCUUGACCUUUCUUUCCCUCUCCUUUCCUUUUUCCCAUCUCUCGUCUCGAAUAGUUAUCUGUCUCUAGCACAAGUCAAUCAAGCCUAUCACAUAACGAUUGAUGCC
This is a messenger RNA of Parathielavia appendiculata, 1240 nucleotides long. RefSeq lists its product as uncharacterized. The record is from RefSeq and is a predicted model, not a curated record. Lineage: Eukaryota; Fungi; Ascomycota; Sordariomycetes; Sordariales; Chaetomiaceae. The transcript has 3 exons. The coding region runs from base 145 to 798 and encodes 217 amino acids.